AUAAUUGUUUCGUGAAUUGCCGAUUCACCAUGGAUCAGCUGGUCUCAACGCGUGUCCAAACACGUUCUUCGUUAGCAUGUCUUCAAUGCCGGACGAAACACGUGAAAUGCGAUGCCAAACAACCUCGAUGCAGUCGAUGCAUAGCCUACGACAAGACUUGCCAAUAUACAGCUUCAAGACGCGGUGGCCUUGAUCGAGCGGCUUUGACGGAAAGGCGGAGACGUCUUGCUUCUAAGGAUGAUAGGCAAUCGAACAAUAUUGUGCCGGAGAUAUCCGUGGCAGUAUCUGAUGAGGGAAUCACCUUGGGCGAUGAAUCUGUGAUGGGGGCGGAUUGCAUGGAGGUUUUUCAACAUGCGAGCUUACCCGUUCCAACACCAGUUUCAGAGAACCGCGAAACACCGCAUUUCAACUACGAUGGCCUCGCUGAUGAUACUCUGGUUAAGUCGUACUAUGCCAACUUCCACCACUUCCAUCCUUUUGCUCCUCCGUUCAAGCACCUAGUCCAACUAUCCCAGGCGUCGGCUCUCAACUUUAAUCCCCUCAUAGCUGCCAUGCGACUGAUUGGCCAUAUUUACGACACUCACCAAUGGUCAGAAUCACUAAGCCGCGACGUCGAGGCUCAAACAUCCCAGCUUAAACCAUCAGAUGCAGUGCAAGUCCAGGCUCGUCUGCUAUACUCCAUCGCUUUGUUUUGGUAUACCUUCAAGGCCGAAGCAAAAGAGCAGAUAGAUGCUGCAAUCAAUGUUGCUGUCAAUUUGGAAAUGCAUAGGCAGGAGUUCGCUGCUAUAUAUGGAUUCGGAGACCCGAUCAUGAUUGAAUGUUGGAGACGAACGUGGUGGAUGUUAUUCAUCGUGGAUGCUUCCUACGCUGGAACACUGGGGACGAUGAACUUCAAAACAGUACAUGUCGAACCUACCGCGGAGCUUCCUUGUGAAGAGUCCGAAUAUGACGCAGGUACAAUUCCCGCACCAAAGACUUUACAAGACUUCGAUUCUCGUGAGUUCGAUAGCGAAGACGUGGUAUUCUCGUCCUUCGCCUAUCUCAUCGGUGCAGUCCGCUGCGCAGCACAAGUCAUUUGCAUGUCACCAAAAAAGGCGACAAGACAAGAUUCAGAGGCCAUCAUACAAUCCGCUGACUCGGCGUUCGACGCCUGGCUACUGCUACUGCCCAAGGAUAAAAAGCCAGUGCUGAAGGGAGACGGAACCAUUGAUGAGUUGAUGUUUCAAGCUCACUUACUUAUACAUGUUGCAACUAUUGGGAUACACAGACCAUUAUCGGAUCUGAGAUUCAACCCCGUUGAAAAGGUAUCAAGCUGUGCUCGAGAACCGCCCACAGACACACCGAAGCCCAAUCUCAUCAACGUGCACACGACCAGAAUUCUCAAAUCCGUCAACGCACAAAUUCAACUGUUGGCAUUACCUGUCCGUCCAUUUCAUCACACCCCAUUCACUACGUGCAUGGUUAGCGAAGGAACACUUGCCCUUCUCUCAGCUUGUACCUACAUGUUGGAAGGUCAAGCUUUGGCGGUGGCGCGAGAUCAGAUUAGGUUAACUAUUGGGUGUCUCAAGGCUGUAGGUGAGGUUUGGCCGAGGACGGCAAGGAAUGUGAAGGAAAUACAGACUAUUGCUCGUCAUGUUCUUGGACUUGGAGGCGGUAGUAGAGCAACGGAGAGCACUCCGGGAUCAACCCAAGUCCCGAGUUUGACGCAAAGCGAGGGAGAAGGUAGCAUGGAGUCUAUACCAACCAUGGACCAGGGGGAUGAUGUUUUUGCGUCUUUGGGGUCUUUUGAGGAUAUAUGUGGGUGGGUGAAUAUGGGUAUAGAUUUGGAUCCCAACAGCUGGAUUUCAGGAAGCUCAGACUAAACCUGGGCGGAGUUUUUCUGGGUCUAUGAAAAUUAGUAUCUAUUAAAUUUCUAAUGUUCAAUAUCUC
Fusarium redolens is the source of this 1929-nucleotide messenger RNA. RefSeq lists its product as uncharacterized. The record is from RefSeq and is a predicted model, not a curated record. The transcript has 3 exons. Lineage: Eukaryota; Fungi; Ascomycota; Sordariomycetes; Hypocreales; Nectriaceae. Gene Ontology annotation, molecular function: DNA binding; DNA-binding transcription factor activity, RNA polymerase II-specific; zinc ion binding. Bases 30 to 1862 code for a protein of 610 amino acids. Gene Ontology annotation, biological process: DNA-templated transcription; regulation of DNA-templated transcription.